AUGGCGGGCGAAAAAGCCGAGAAGCCAGCGGCGAAGGCAGCUGCGAAGCCAGCUGCGAAGGAGAAGAAACCCCAAGCCAAGAAGGCUGUUGCUGGUGGCAAGGUCAAGAAGGGUAACCCUAAGGCUAAAACGCCGAAGAAGGGGAAGCCGCACUGCAGCCGAAACCCAGUCCUAGUGAGAGGAAUUGGCAGGUACUCCCGAUCUGCUAUGUAUUCAAGGAAGGCCAUGUACAAGAGGAAGUAUUCAGCAGCUAAAUCGAGGACCGAAAAGAAAAAGAAGGAGAAGGUUCUUGCUACGGUCACAAAACCAGUCGGUGGUGACAAGAAUGGUGGUACCCGAGUGGUUAAACUCCGCAAGAUGCCCAGGUCUUACCCUACCGAAGACGUGCCUCGGAAGCUGUUGAGCCACGGCAAGAAACCGUUCAGUCAGCACGUGAGGAAACUGCGAGCCAGCAUCACGCCGGGGACCAUCCUGAUCAUCCUCACCGGGCGCCACAGGGGCAAGAGGGUGGUUUUUCUGAAGCAACUCAGCAGUGGUUUGCUGCUUGUGACUGGACCUCUGUCCCUCAAUCGUGUUCCUCUGCGGAGAACACAUCAAAAAUUUGUGAUUGCCACGUCCACCAAAAUUGAUAUCAGCACUGUAAAAAUCCCCAAACACCUCACAGAUGCUUAUUUUAAGAAGAAGAAGCUGCGUAAACCCAGACACCAGGAAGGGGAGAUCUUUGAUACCGAAAAAGAAAAAUAUGAGAUCACAGAGCAGCGCAAGGUGGAUCAGAAAGCUGUGGACUCGCAAAUUCUGCCAAAAAUCAAAGCUGUCCCUCAGCUUCAGGGCUACCUCCGCUCUGUGUUUGCUCUCACGAAUGGGCUUUACCCUCACAAACUGGUGUUCUAAGUGUCUUAUAAAGAACCGGAUUAAAUAACA
Molecule: messenger RNA, 921 nt
Organism: Suricata suricatta (meerkat)
Lineage: Eukaryota; Metazoa; Chordata; Mammalia; Carnivora; Herpestidae
Gene: RPL6
Product: ribosomal protein L6
Exons: 6
Coding region: 1-891 (296 amino acids)
Biological process (GO): translation
Cellular component (GO): ribosome
Molecular function (GO): structural constituent of ribosome
Source: RefSeq, a predicted model, not a curated record